GUCUCGGGGUUAUACCGGUCAAACAGAAAUACAGGCGCAGUAUAAAAUGAGAAUCCUCACCGGCAAAGCCACCCAAACCAUAAUCUCCGAAAUGCCUGAAAUUUCGCCGGUCAAAACGUUUACAUUAACCGUUAAUCUACGAGGUUUCGCAGCGUGCCUGGACCACGACCAUGUGUUUGGCGCUGGUGCAUCAAAACCCCUGAAGGACGACACCAUAACCAUCGUUGUGGAAGCUCGCAUGUACACCGGUACAGGAACUGUACAGAAACCGGCACCGGCAUCUUUUUUCAGUUCCAAAUUGGACAACUUCGUCAAGCGUUACACCGACAUGUUAAAAUCCGAGCACUUUCGCAGCACCACCGAUUUCACUCUGCAGUCCGUCGACGGGACUGAGUUCCGUGUACACCGCUUCCAGUUGAUGGCGCAUUCGCCGGUCUUCGCCGCCAUGCUGACGCAUGAUUCGCAGGAGAAACAGAGUGGACGCUGUGAACUGGCGGAUAUCGACAAGGAAACCGUGGAAAUUCUUGUGGACUAUCUGUAUGGAGGAGAAGCACCCAACGUCACCAGCAGCAAUGCCGAGAAGAUCCUGUCUGUGGCCGACAAGUAUGAGAUGCUGGAUUUAAGUGCGCACUGUGUGCAGAUUUUAUGCGAUAGUGUCAGUGUGGACAAUGCCGUACAUCUGCUCAUUCUGGCGCGUCAGCGGAAUUUAACUGCGUUAACCGAAGCGGCCCUGGCUUUCAUCGGUGGCCAUAUGGAAACGGUCCUUCAUGAUGCUGCAAUGGAGGAAAUUGGAAAACUGGACCUACAAGCCAUGCAGGCUAUUAUGAAGCACUGCGGAAAGGGCAAAUAG
Messenger RNA from Paramacrobiotus metropolitanus, 850 nucleotides. Its product is annotated as speckle-type POZ protein-like. Gene Ontology annotation, molecular function: ubiquitin protein ligase binding. Gene Ontology annotation, cellular component: nucleus; cytoplasm. Bases 47 to 850 code for a protein of 267 amino acids. Gene Ontology annotation, biological process: proteasome-mediated ubiquitin-dependent protein catabolic process; regulation of proteolysis. The record is from RefSeq and is a predicted model, not a curated record. The transcript has 2 exons. NCBI's taxonomy places the organism in Eukaryota, Metazoa, Tardigrada, Eutardigrada, Parachela, Macrobiotidae.